Molecule: messenger RNA, 1158 nt
Organism: Trypanosoma theileri
Lineage: Eukaryota; Euglenozoa; Kinetoplastea; Trypanosomatida; Trypanosomatidae
Exons: 1
Coding region: 1-1158 (385 amino acids)
Molecular function (GO): RNA binding
Source: RefSeq, a predicted model, not a curated record
AUGCCGGCUAAAAAGAAGGGUGCACGAGGGAAGACCAUCAACCUCAUGGACUUUAACGAUGAGUACAUUCCCGAGGAUAACUUAGAUUGGGCAGUGGAAGUUCCUCAGGAGAAGACACAGGAACAGGUGGUGGAAGAGAAACUUGCCAAGAGAGACUUCAGUCGCAUUGCUAAUAAUGCACUCGCAGAGAACGGCGGUUUCCGUGAUGCGCCAAGUGCACAAGUCAAUCGCUCAAGAGGCAUGGAAGAUCUCCAACCACCGUACGUCGCUCACUUUGGAAACUUACGUAAUGGAACAACAGAAGAAGAGUUUCUACGUAACUUUCAUGAGGAUGUCAUCGUUACGUCACGACUCAUUAGUCAAGAUGGAAAGAGUUUUGCGUUUGUGGAGUUUAAAACAGCACAGGCACUCGCUAUUGCCCUCACAAUGGACCAAACUAUGGUAAAGGGACGCAAGCUCUACGUAGACUUAGCCACUGCCAAGCAGGUGGAGCGACUACAUGGUCAUAGUGGGCCUUCACGGCAAAAUGCAGCGGGUGGUCCACAGCAACAACAAUCCGGUGGAUUGCAACAUCUUAACCUUACUCGUGACGCUUUUGGCACUACACAAGGUGGCGGUAACUCUUCUCCUGGAGAGCGUGAUAUGGGCAGUCGCUCUGGAUUUGGCUCCCGCAACGAUCUCCACAUCCUGGCGGAACUCUCACGAGACACGUUAGGCACUGCCACUCGCGGUUCCGAUGGCUCACCAACAGGAAUGACACCACCACCAGACUUUGGAAACUGGCGUAAUGAAGGCCCUGUGGCACAGCCGGAGUUUCAGCCAAAUCUGCGCGAGAACCGCCGCAGUGAUGGAGAGUUGGACCGUCGUGGCGGCGGUGUUCCUCGUAACAACAAACGUCAGAGUCCUGUAUCAGCCGGUGGUCUUGCAAACUGGCGUGAUGAGCCUAUGGUACAGCCGCCACCACCCCCAAGCGCAGGGAAUGCAGAAGAAAGUAAUAACACUAACACAGCCGUUGGAUCUACAAACGGCGAGGGUGGAAGCAACGGUCGAAAGGCAGGUGGUGAUGCCUGGUCACGCGAUGGUGCUGGUCGCGGGGGGAAUCGUGGCCCACAGCGCCAGCCUCGGGACGACAGUAAAUGGGAAACGUUGCGACGGUAA